AUGUACAAGUUUGCCGUAGAUCAUAAGGCGACACGUGUCUUUAACACGUUGCACAUGCACAAGUUCACCUCUGAUGGGGUUCUCGUCAUGCUGACGUCUUGCUCAGGUCAGCACCAGGUCGUCAAAAACACCAUCCUUCUCUCCGCCAUGGCUUUUCCGUACAUGGAGUCUGUUGUCGGUUUUAUGAUAAUGGUGUAUUUUUUUGAGACUUAUCUUGAUUUGAGGCAACAUGCUGCUCUUAAGUUGCCAACUCUUCCCAAACCGUUGGUUGGAGUUAUCAGUCAAGAAAAAUUUGAAAAAUCCCGUGCUUAUAGUCUUGAAAAAAGCCAUUUCCAUUUUGUGCACGAAUUUGUAACCAUAAUUGUGGAAUCUGCAAUUUUGUACUUUGGGAUAUUGCCCUGGUUUUGGAAGAAAUCUGAAGAGCUUUUGGUGUUUGCUGCCCUCAAUCCAGAAAAUGAGAUAUUGCACACUCUUGUAUUUUUAGCUGGUUUUAUGUUUUGGUCACAGUUAACUGAUUUGCCAUUUUCUUUAUACUCUACUUUUGUCAUCGAGGAACGCCAUGGGUUCAACAAGCAAACAGUAUGGUUAUUCUUCAGGGAUAUGAUCAAAGGAAUUCUUUUAUCUGUUGUCAUUGGUCCACCUAUUGUAGCUGCUAUCAUAAUAAUUGUGCAGAAAGGAGGUCCGUAUUUGGCAAUAUAUCUUUGGGCAUUUAUGCUUAUCGUGUCUCUCGUGAUGAUGACUAUUUACCCAGUUCUCAUUGCCCCACUUUUCAACAAGUUUACUCCUCUUCCAGAGGGAGAUCUUAGGACCAAAAUUGAGAAUCUUGCUUCAUCUCUUAAAUUUCCAUUGAAAAAGUUGUUUGUUGUUGAUGGAUCAACAAGAUCGGGCCACAGCAAUGCUUACAUGUAUGGAUUUUUCAAGAACAAGCGAAUUGUGCUUUAUGACACAUUAAUUCAACAGUGUAAGAAUGAGGAAGAGGUUGUAGCUGUUAUUGCCCAUGAACUGGGUCACUGGAAGCUCAAUCAUACUAUGUACUCUUUCGUUGCAGUUCAGAUCCUGACACUGUUGCAGUUUGGAGGAUACACUCUGGUUAGAAACUCUAAAGACCUGUUCCAGAGUUUUGGGUUUGACACGCAGCCAGUCCUUAUUGGACUUAUCUUAUUUCAGCAUACUGUUAUGCCUCUUCAGCAUAUCGUGAGCUUCUUACUUAAUCUCGUUAGCAGGGCAUUUGAGUUCCAGGCUGAUGCUUUUGCCAAGAAGCUCGGUUAUGCGGUACCUCUUCGGGCUGGGUUGAUCAAGCUGCAGGAAGAAAAUCUAUCAGCUAUGAACACUGACCAUUUGUACUCCGCGUACCACUAUUCACAUCCUCCCCUGGUCGAAAGACUAGCUGCCAUUGACGAGCCAGACAAAAAGACCGACUAA
Messenger RNA from Striga hermonthica, 1422 nucleotides. The record is from the annotation of a GenBank genome assembly. Lineage: Eukaryota; Viridiplantae; Streptophyta; Magnoliopsida; Lamiales; Orobanchaceae.